Mytilus californianus (California mussel) is the source of this 482-nucleotide messenger RNA. RefSeq names its product UPF0390 protein zgc136864-like. The transcript is spliced from 3 exons. Lineage: Eukaryota; Metazoa; Mollusca; Bivalvia; Mytilida; Mytilidae. Bases 43 to 321 code for a protein of 92 amino acids. The record is from RefSeq and is a predicted model, not a curated record.
GUUUUGUGAAAGAAGUAAUAUUGUUGUCAAUUUAUUUCGACGAUGGUGCAAGGGAAAUCGAAAUUGAAAAAGCUUCCAAAUGGCAUUAAGACAAAGACCAAGAAGCAGAACAAACCAUUGGGACUGAAAAAAGGAGGACAAGUAAUUGCUCCAAAGAAGAAAAGACACUUAGAAGCAGCAAAACUGAAAAAGGGAUUAGAAAAGUCCAUCAAUGCCAAGAUAGAACAUGAAGUUACAAUGACAGCAAAUUCUGUGGAACCAAAAUCAUUCCAUGUUGUCAAGUCACAAGAGGCAUCCACAUCAAAAGCAAAUAAAACAUAAUGACAAAAUCAAACGUUUUUACUAGUUUUGAUAAAUAAGUGAAAAUAUUCAUCAUUCAGGAACGUUACAUAACAAUGUUCCAAGCAUAUAUUAUAUUGUAUCUAUGUCCUAAGGCAUAUACAUAGCUAUAGUGUGCCUUUGGGUAAAAUUGUCAAAGCUGA